AUGGACAGUGUUAAGCCGCCAGAUGCCGUCAACUGGAACGGAAAUGUGGACUGUGAGUGGCGAACUUUUAAACAGCGGUUUAUGCUAUACCUGCAAGCUCUCGGCCUAGAUAGUAAGCCUGAUACCGUAGCAGGUCCACAAGCGGUGGAAGUAUAUAACACGUUUGUGUUCGCAACUGCAGAAGAGAAAGAAAAGUUUGACGAAGUAGUGAGAAAGUUUGAUGAACACUGUUCGCCCAAAAAGAAUGAAACAUUUGAGAGGUACGUCUUUCGGUCACAAAAACAAGAAGAACCAGAGGAACCAGAGAAGCCAGAGCUCAGGAUUUUGCUUCUUGGAAAAACUGGAGUUGGAAAUAGUGCUUCAGGAAACACCAUCCUAGGAAAAGGGAAUGCUUUUGAAUUGAUAUCAUUAGAGUGUCAGAAGGCAACAGGAGAGUUUGGAGGUCAAAAACUGGCUGUAGUUGAUACUCCAGGUCUGUGUGACUCCAGUAAAACUGAAGAGGAGUUGACAGCAGAGAUGGAGAGAGCCAUCUGCUUUGCUGCUCCUGGUCCUAAUGUGUUCCUGGUUGUGAUUCAGGGAAACUGCUUCACAAAAGAAGAUCAAGAAACAGUGAAAAUGGUUCAGAAGAUGUUUGGAAAAAGGUCAGCAUGCUCCAUGUUAGUCUUGUUCACCCAUGGAGAUGACUUGAAGUCAGAUGGAGACACCAUAGAAGAAUUAAUCAGUGAUAAUCCAGCUCUCAGUGACUUCAUCAGUUGGUGUGGUGGAGGAUAUCAUGUCUUUAACAACAGAGACAAGGAUCCCUCUCAGAUAAGAGAGCUGCUGGAGAAGAUCAACACCAUGGUUCAGAGAAAUGCAGGAAGAUACUACACAGUUGAAAUGUUCAGAGAGGAUGACCUCAGGAUUGUUCUUUUUGGGAAAACUGGAGUUGGGAAGAGUGCAUCAGGAAACACCAUCUUAGGAGAAAAAGCUUUUAAAUCCUCAUCAUCUUUUUCCUUUGUAACACCACAGUGUCAGAAGGAAACAGGUCUGUUUGAUGGUCAAAAAUUGGCUGUAAUUGAUACUCCAGGUUUAUUUGACACCAAUAAAACUGAAGAGAAGGUGAAGGAAGACAUCCGUAGCUGCAUCCCCCUUGCUGCUCCUGGUCCUCAUGUGUUCCUGGUUGUGAUUCAGGCCAACAGAUUCACAGAAGAAGAACAGGAAACUGUCAACAUCAUUCAGAACAUGUUUGGAGAACAGUCAGCAUGUUACACUAUGGCCUUGUUCACCUGUGGGGACAAUCUUGAGGCAGACGGGGACACCAUAGAAGAAAUGAUCAAUGAUAAUCCUGUUAUCUCUGACUUCAUCAGUCAGUGCGGUGGAGGAUAUCAUGUCUUUAAGAACAGAGACAAGGAUCCCUCUCAGGUCAGAGAGCUGCUGGAGAAGAUCAACACAAUGAUUGCGGGAAAUGGAGGGAGAAACGUAUUUAGAUCAACAGCUUUCUCUUCCUCUGAAACAUCAGAGUGUCAGAAGGAAAUGUCUCUUUUUGAAGGUCAAACACUGGCUGUAGUUGAUACUCCAGGUCUGUAUGAAACUAAACUAACUGAAGAGGAGGUGAAGAGAGAGAUUGUUAGAUGCAUGUCCUUUGCUUCUCCUGGUCCUCAUGUGUUCCUGGUUGUGAUCCAACCAAACAGAUUCACCAAAGAAGAACAAAAAACUGUGAAAAUCAUCCAGAAGAUAUUUGGUGAUCAAGCGGCUGAUUACACGAUGGCCUUGGUAAUCCAUGAAGAUGAUGUGAAUAAAGACACCAUAGAAGAAGCAAUCAAACAUCCAGAUCUCAGUGACUUUAUCAGUCAGUGCCGUGGAGGAUAUCAUCUUUUUAACAGCAGAAACAAGGAUCGCUCUGAGGUCAGAGAGCUGCUGAAGAAGAUCAACACAAUGACUAAGAGAGGAUGCUGCUACACCACCAAAAUGUUUGAAGAGGCAGAGAAAGCCAUUAAAACAGAGCUGGAACGACUUCAGAAAGAAAAUCCAGAGAUGACGGCUAAAGAAGCAAGAUACAAAGCAGAAAGAAAGAACAAGUUUACUCAGGAGAAUUGGAAUGUGUCUAUUACUGGAGCAGCUGCUAAGCUAGAGGUGCAGCAGGAGCUGUUGGAGUUGCAGCGGGAGUUGCAGUGGGAGUUGGAGCGGGAGUUGCAGCGGGAGUUGGAGCGGGAGUUGGAGCGGGAGUUGCGGUAG
Molecule: messenger RNA, 2214 nt
Organism: Neolamprologus brichardi
Lineage: Eukaryota; Metazoa; Chordata; Actinopteri; Cichliformes; Cichlidae
Source: RefSeq, a predicted model, not a curated record